AUGACGAAUGUCGGCAAUGAGUUCGGUAAAGUGUUGAUAAGUGUCCUGACCGCAUCUGAAGGAAGUGGCCUCACCCAAAUUACCACCGCCCUUGUUGACCGUUACAAGACGACGAACAGGAUAAAGAUGAAGACAGAUAUUUUUUAAUAUUAAGGAAAAGACAGAAACCGAACAAGGUCAGCUUCCAAAGCAGGCGAGGUUUACCUUCUUGUAAGUGGUCCUCCCUGUCAAGGGUAUAGCGGUCGGAAUCUUUAUCGAAAUGGGGAGAAGACAGAAACCGAACAAGUCCCUGUUUAUCAUGCUCUGCCAAAAGUACCCGGCCAACAAGAAGACAAAUGGCAAAACCAUUCUUCGUUGGACCCCGAUUGGCCAAGCCUACAAAAAAAUACGAGAAGUCGUGUUGAACAACAGGUUGGUGAUGGAAGGCACGAACAUGGUUGGGGUUAGGGUAACUGCCAGAAGGUUUGAAAACAUCAAAAGUGGCAUACCCACCCCGGUAUAGACCAGAUUCAACCCAUACAGGUAGAUUUAAACAAAGAAAACCACCCUCGCCAUACACCCAGACAGUCACACCUGGACUUGUGCGUCUAAGAAGGUAAAAUAUGCAACACAUACAAAAGUAAGCAACCUACUAGUUCAAAUCUAAUUUCCAUAACAAUCCUUUAGAGCAAUGGUUGGAGGAGACUCAGGACCGGCAACAGCUGUCGAUGUCAGUCCAGUUGUGGAGCAACUUGUUUCCCAGCUGGAAAACACUUUAUUUCCCCCAUUAAAGUUGACGGGAGAUCAGUGUCAAGGUGGAGACGGAUACUGACCAGCUAACAUAACAUCAGGGAGCUGGUCACGAUGCAUGAUUUGAUCAUGAAAGAAACAAACAUACAAUUGUAUGAACUCAAUCAAACGACACUGAUGAAAUGGUAGUUCAACAUAAUGCAAUUCAAAGACUUCAAAUGUUUCAACACCUACCUAAAAUAUACAAUUAGGUAGCUGUUGAAACACUUGAAGUCUUUGGCUAUUCGAAGAAGCUAGCACGCUGCAACCACUUGAGAUCAGUGGCUGCAACCUACUUAUCUUGUAUCAUAAUACAAUUCAAAUAUUAUAUCACCAUAUCAAACAAUUUAUAUGUACUCAUUCACUGCAUUUAAGGUGGAAUGAUCGUCAAAGAAAUAUUGAGUGCAGAAUUCUCACCCAAGGUCUGCCAGAACCACCACCACGAACUGCCCCAAAGCCCGACCUACCACCAGCCAAGCGACUCCUACCAAAGCCACAACCAACUCCACCACCUCCUCACCAAUUUGUAACCAUCACCAGCCUGCCAACCAAGCCACCUACCCAACUCCAACCACCCACAACGCCAAGCACCUCAUCCCAAUACAACAGCCCAUCGACCAUUCCCAUCCCUAGAACCACCCUAUAUAACCAAAAAAAGAGGAAGGAGAGAGACGAGGCUCAUGAGCCAGAUCCCAACAAAAGAAAAUAUGAAAGAAAGCAGUGCUUCAACGUUUGCAAACACUGCAAACUUCCAAAAACUAAAGUUUUUGGGCAUAGCAGGCAUGUUGGGCAGUACAGUGUAGACACGUUUUGCCCUGCCGUGGAGGGAAAACAAUAUCUAGAUAGCGAUGCAUGGAUGAAAGCAAGGAAGGAGGUAAACCCUCCAAAGCCAAAAAAAUAAUUAAUUAUCUAUUUGCUAUAUAAAAAACAGCGAAAUAUAUAAAAAAAUACUUGCCUCGCUAUUGGUGAUAAUGGCAAGAACAACAACACGUUUUUGUAGUUAUAUUUCUCAUAUACACCUCUGUUUAACCUCUGUUUAUACUUUCAAAACACGCGCCAUUUUGUAUUUCAUGAUUACAUCGCUAAAGCGGUUUUCAUGUCAGCGACAACUUUAUUUAAUUAAGUACUUCAUGUUAGGCAAAUUACUUGUGGUAAUUCGCGGGGGAAAGCCGGCGGGAAGAUUGCGUGGGAUUUUUUGCGCUAAAAGAACGCUGAUGUUCUCUGUUGACUAUUGGAAGGUUCUUCCAAAAGUUAUCCAAUCACAAUGCUCCAUUUGCCCAAAACCUUCCAAAAGUCUUCCAAAACCUUCCAAAAGUUCUCGACGCUGAUUGGUCAAGGGGGCUUUUCCUUUUCGUAAGCGUGUUUACUGUUUGUCUUGUUGUGAUAUGGCGUCCUCGAAGGAGUGCACAAAAGUGAGUAUUAUUUCGGUCAAUCUACAUGGUUUCUCGCAGAAUUUUUUGCUCAGUAAAAUGAGAAAAAUUUCCUAGGACAUUUGUUUUGGUUUGUGUGAAAUUCGAUCGGUUUCACAUACGUAUUUGUUCACAUAUUUUCAUGCAAACGCGAUCGUAAUUUUACGAUCACUUGACCGUGUCAAAUUUGAAUAUCGCACGAUAAAUAUACAAAGAAUUUGAGCAUCUAUUGAUGUUUUAUUCAUAUUUUUUGCUUUAGAAUCUUCGUCCCAUAUUCUUAAAAGACUCGAGGGGAGAGUUGACCCUAAACUACACGGAGGAAGCGCGACGUUUCAGGAAUAUUUGUAAGUCGUCGAGCGAAAGCACACAGCUUUGUCUGGAUGCAACGACAGUCCGAACAAACGCGGAGGCCGAAGUUCGACGGCUCGGAGGGAGCGUGAGCGACGAAAUAAAUGUCCUUGGCCAAUAUAUUCUGCAGUUUGGCAUGUUCAAAGGCCAGUCCUUCAAAUGGCUGCUGGAAAACGGCAUUGGAUAUGCUGGCUGGUUGGUGGAUAACAUGCGAUUUGAGCCUGUGACUACAGCACCGUUGUCCAUCAACAAGAACGAAUUUAAAAAAUACUUGAACAGCUUUGCGGAAGGUCGCAGCGUUGUGGCAACAAAGAAGCAAGAACGGCUGAAGAAAAUAGGUAAGAUAUAAAACUACAGUAUGUAUAUUUCAAAAGAUAUGAGAAUAUUUAAAAUUAUUAAGUGAAUAUGUCAAAUAUGUGCUCUGCUUGUGUUAUUCAUAUGUCUAGAGUAAGUCAUAUGUUUCAUGUUUGUAUCAUUGUAUUUAGAAACAUCAAGUGCCAUGUUAUCGUCCCGCAGCCCUGCAGCGAUCGCAGCCCAGCUGAAGAGGAGGUUCUCCCAUGCGACCAUUCAACCAAACGUGCCUCUGAAAGGUUUGUGUGUUUUAAUGUCAAAACUAUAUAUUAUAAUAGGCUGAAGAUAUUAUAAAAUUAUAGACCGCAAAAUCAAAACAAUUUCAAUUUCUCUAACACAGUUAAAGCGGUUCAGUCGCCUGUAGAUAUUGUGCCAGAUGACAUUCCACAUGACGAACUGCUUUCGACAGUCGCCAGGGUUGAAGCUGCUGCUGCUGCACAAGAGAAAUCGAUAGGUUUGAAAAAAUUUAUUUGAGUGAUUUUUGAUAGAAUUUAUUUAGUGAUUUGCAGAUUCAGUAUUAUAGGAAGUUGUAUCUUAAAGGUAGCAUAAAUUUCUUGUAGGCACUGCAACCAAAUCUAGUGAGAGUAGUGUGUGCUUGAUUGAUGGUUGGAAGCAGACCUUGCCAGCCGUCAACCACCAGUGGGUGUCCUCUGCCUUGUUUAAGAUGUCGAACAAAGGCAAACCUUCGUUUGACAGUGCAAAGGUCACCCAAAUGUGGUUCUACCCCCCUCCACCAUCCCUCCUACCUAGCCAACCACCAUCUGUGAGCAGGUAUUUUGCCCAACGCUUGCUACUCUGGAUGCCGAGAAAGAUGUGGCAAGUGAAGCUGCACUGUCCGCACCCUGAAUGUGAACAACACCCGUUGACGAGUGCCGGUGUGUACCCGAGAGUGAGACAGGUGCUGGAUGUGGAUGGCUAUUACAUUCUGGCAGCAGAGUACCUGGAGUGUCUCAAAUGUGGCAGGAAGCUGAUCAGUUGGAGUCCGGCAAUCAUCAAACAACUUGAUGUUGGACACCAGCUGCAGUUUCCGGUCUUGAUGACACACAAGUACGCCUGUGAUGUUAGGGUUGUGCGCCUACUGCGGCAGAGGGGACUUGGAAACAGCUCCACCCAGCUCUUCUGCAAAUUGGAGGAACAACACGAAGAGGCAUGGCUGAUAAAGUGUGCCCAGUACCUCUCAGAUUGCCAGCAUUUCACCAAGGCCUGCGCUCGGGGGAUUAUUACCCUCUUCAACCCCGAAAACCCACCACAGCGAACUCCUGUCCCAAAGCCCAAUUGGCUGUUGACGAGCUAUUGUCAGGAUGUCCUUUCCCGUGUCGAUGAGGUCAAGGCUCAGAUUACAUCCAUCUUUGGAAGAGUUCUUAAAAUCGACUCAACGAAAAAGGUGAGUUUUCUUUCCAAAAACUUAUCAAACUCUAUGUAGGAUCAAAUAGUAAUAACACAAUAUUCAAGCGUGGUUGCUCAGAAGGGAGUCAUUUGAGGGUUCAAAUCCUUCACCAGGCAAAAGUGUGUUAUAUUAUCUCCUACCAUAGAGUUAUAGAUUCUAUAUCUAAUUACUACCAAAAUAAAUAAUUUUAUAAAAAUAAAUCAGUUUUGUAAUAUGGAUUAUUCUGUUGAAAGAUUGUCAAGAAACUCGCCGGGAAUGCUGCAUUCACUGCUGCAUGGGCUACCAACGUCGGCAACGAGUUUGGUCAGGUAUUGGUGAGUGUCCUUACUGCUGCUGAGGGUAAUGGCCUGAACGACAUGGCAGCUGGUCUCGUUGGCCGUUACGAGAAAGCUGGUGUGAGUCCCCCGGAACUUAUUUACACGGAUCGCGAUUGCUGUGGUGCAGGCGGAAUCAAAGCCAU
This is a messenger RNA of Paramuricea clavata, 4723 nucleotides long. The record is from the annotation of a GenBank genome assembly. Lineage: Eukaryota; Metazoa; Cnidaria; Anthozoa; Malacalcyonacea; Plexauridae.